Nymphalis io (European peacock) is the source of this 1583-nucleotide messenger RNA. RefSeq names its product lipase member H-A-like. Gene Ontology annotation, molecular function: lipase activity. The transcript has 3 exons. Lineage: Eukaryota; Metazoa; Arthropoda; Insecta; Lepidoptera; Nymphalidae. The coding region runs from base 70 to 1143 and encodes 357 amino acids. The record is from RefSeq and is a predicted model, not a curated record.
UGUGAGGGAUCAGACGUGCUCCAGGGUAUAAAGGGCUUUAAUAUAUUCAUUCGUUAAUUUUUAGUAAAUAUGAUUUUUAAUCUGUUGUAUGUGUUAAUUUUGGCGGGAAAUGGUUUCGCUAUGAAAAGUUCGAAGGAGCUCGAGGGCUACCCAGCUGGAUUCUUAGCAGAUUGUCCAGGAUCAACCAAAGAAGCAUUUAUAAGAAAUAACACUCUUAAAUACCUUACGAUAUAUGUACAAAAAUCAAAAAAUUCAGUUUUUCGUAAGUACAACUAUUUUCAGACCAAUGAACUCGCUAAAGAUCCUGAUAUAGACUUUAAUAAGAAUACAGUUUUGUAUGUGGGCGGGUAUCUGGACAGUCCAAUUUUCCCGUUUGCCUCAAUUAUGGGCGCUGCUUACGAAAACUUAGGAUAUAAUGUGCUGCUAUUGGACACGAACAUGUUUACCACUUUGGAAUAUCCUCGCGCCGCGCGAUUUAUGCGUCCCGUAGGGAUGCACACGGCUAAGAUGUUGGUCGAUCUUACUUCACAAGGCUUGGAUCCAAAAAAGUUGGAAAUUGUCGGUUUAAGUCUCGGCGCACAGACUGCUAGUUUCAUAGCCAAGAACUAUAGACUUUUAACAGGAAUGAAUAUAUCUAGAGUAACAGGACUCGAUCCUGCCGGUCCAUGCUUCAGAAACUUAGGGCCAGAGGACAGACUGGACAAGACUGAUGCUGACUUUGUGGAAACAGUCAAUACGAAUAUCGACGAAUUAGGCAUGGCAGCUCCGGUCGGCCAUGUUAAUUUCUAUGUUAAUGGUGGAGAAACUCAACCCGGCGAACUUUUUUGGAUUCUAUGCACAUCAUUAUGUAGUCACGUCAGGGCCCAUACAGUCUGGAUGACAGCGUUAAGGUACCGCGAAGCGUUUGUCGCGAUACAAUGCGAUUCGGUCCAACAAGCGAGAAACAAAAAUUGUUUCGAUAGACGACCUCUAGUUACUAACGUGUUGGGAUUAAAUGUAAAUAAGACUAACGAAGGGAUAUUUUACUUGGCAACAACUAAUACCCCUCCGUAUUUUCUGGGAAAGAAAGGUAUAAGGAAAGAAAACGACUUUAUCCUGUCUCUUACGAAUUCACUCAAUGAAAAAAACGUGAUAAAAAUCUGAUUACUAUUUGAACUAUUGCCUAUUCCAAUCAAAGGAGAGUAAUAAUAUAACAUUUUGACAAGUUUAUUGAUGUAAUUGGUGUUGUAUAAUCCAUGGCGUUCAUUAUGGAUUCCUAAAAAGCUGGCGUUUUCAGUCGGCGAAAUUUUCUAUCGGUACUUUUUAAGUUAAAUUAAAAAUGAAAGUAGUUAAAUGUUAUAAGGAUAUAUCAAUCAAGAUCUGCUUAUAGUUUUUAAUAUAGUCGACCUAUUUACAUAUCGCACGAAAUAAAUAAACUUAAGGUUUGUUUAGCUUUAUUCUCCGAUUGGAAUGAGUUGUAAUAUGUGUCGUAUGUUAUGCUUAAAAAAUAUAAGACAGACAUUUUACAUUACAUUAUACUUUAGUUUAAUUUAACGUGUAAUUAAAUUCAAUGAUGACAAAGUAAAUAAAUAUUUUUUUUAUUA